CGUAACGAGCGUAGGACAAGAUGGCGACACAUCAAGUCUUAAUUGUCGUGAAUGAGUUUUCCGGGCCAAAUAUCCGCCUCCCGUGAGGCUGCGCUUUGCGUCGAGCACAAUAAUACUGGUCUGGAACUGUUGGCGGUGGGAGGCGUCCCUGUAGGCACCAAAACAAGCCGUGACUCGCCAAGAAUUUCUCCCUUGACAACCGGGGAGGUGAGCGCUUGAGUGACGGGAUGGACGGUGGCGAGUACGUCUCCACCAUGGAGAACAUGGACCCCAGUUUAGCGGAAUUAGGAGACGAAUUCACCCUGGGAGACAUCGACGAGAUGCUGCAAUUUGUCAGCAACCAGGUUGGAGAUCUGCCAGACUUGUUCGACGAUCAGAUGAACCAGUCGGGCAUCAACGGCGGGCCACGAGCCGCCAACCCAAACCCUCAGCCUCCCCUCGCUCCACAGACGCCGACCUCUGGGACCUACCAGAACACUGGCUUUCCUGCCAGCCAGACCCUCUCCCCUCAGUCCAUGCCCCUCACCCCCCCGCUCACGCCUGCCCAGACGCCUUCUCCUCCUGCAGGACAGCAGCAGGUGACCCGCAUCCCCCCUCUGCUGCAGCCCCGACCUCAGGUGGUCCAGGCCAUCCAGCCUCACCCCCAGCAGACGUCUCAGGCCACCAUCCAGAUGCACAAUCAGAUUCCCAUGCAGACGCAAAGCUUUCCAGUUCACACGCUGGUCCAGACCCACAACCAGACCCUUCCCAUUCAGACACAGGCCGCACAGACUGUGAUGAUCGCCUCCAACGGGGGGCAGCAGCGCUUCAUCCACAACCCGGUCAUAUGCCACCAGAGUCCCGCGCCCAGUUUCCAAGUCCUGCAACCACAGAUGCAGAGCAUCGUGACGUCACCGCAGCUGCAACCUGUGACCAUUCAGCACCAGCGUGUUCUGACCCAAACUGGCCAAACCAUCCAGACCCUCUCCACAGCGCCGACUGCAGUCCACACUGUGCAACAGCAGAUGCCUGUUCUGGUCCAGCAGCCACAAAUACUGAAGACAGAUUCUCUGGUUCUGACAACACUGAAGCCAGAUGGAACUCAGGUGUUGUCCACUAUGCCGAGCCCCGCCGGCAUCACCACACUGACCACACCCAUCCAGAACACGGCACUGCAGGUUCCCACGUUGAUGAGCAGCAACAUUCUCACCACGGUGCCUGUCGUAAUGGGGGGCGGUAGUGACAAGCUUCCCAUCAAACAGCUACAGACUGGCUCCGCCCACCCGUCUAACACACCGCGACAAUGUGUGGAGCAGAGUCCGGUGAUGGGUCCGGGAGGGGUGGUGAAGGAAGGCGAGAGGAGGACCACCCACAACAUCAUAGAAAAGCGCUACCGCUCCUCCAUCAACGACAAGAUCGUGGAGCUGAGAGACCUGGUGAUGGGGAACGAUGCCAAGAUGCACAAGUCGGGGGUCCUGAGAAAGGCAAUCGACUACAUCAAGUACCUGCAACAGGUGAACCACAAACUGCGACAGGAGAACUUGGCCCUCAAGAUGGGGAACCAGAAGAACAGUGAGUGGAAAGUUGGUCUGAAGCUGAAGUGCAAAACCAGCGCUGAGUCUCCGUGUUCCGCAGAACAAGUGUCGCUCUCUGACGACGUGGAGCUGAAACAGGAGAACCUGAUGAUGUCACCUCCACCGUCAGAGUCGGGUUCAGGAUCACCUCACCAGUUCUCCCCGUACUGUGUAGAUUCCGAGCCUGGAAGUCCUCUGUUGGAGCACGACCAGAUGAAGGAUGAACCGGACUCGCCCUCCUCGGUCGGCGUGAUGGACGGAUCUCGGCUGCUCCUCUGUAUGCUGACCUUCUUCUGUCUGUCCCUGAACCCUCUGCCGGCGCUCCUGGGGUCUGAGCCCUCUGGGACCUCCAGUCUGCCCUCAGGACAUGGACCUUCCAGGUCCCUUUUCUGGACUCCUGGUCACUCGCAGGACUUUGCGUCUUGGCUGCGCUGCCUGCUGCCAUGGGUGAUGGUGUGGGUGCUCAGUGGGGUGGGGGCGGUGUGGGGCUGUGUCAGGGUCCUGUAUUUGUGGGAGCCUGUCACACCGCUUCACUCCCCGAAAUCCGUGUCCUUCUGGAGGCACCGCAAGCAAGCGGACCUGCAUCUGAAGCGCGGUGACUACUCUGCAGCCAUGGUCAGUCUGGAGACCUGCCUGUCUGUCCUGACCAGAGCGCUGCCCCUAACACGACUGGACCUGGUCUGCUCGGUGACCUGGAAUGUGAUCCGCUACUGUCUGCAUCGUCCCACUCCUCUGGGCUGGCUGGUCCAGCAGGUCAGAGGGAGGCACGAGGGCGACGAGGCUCGGACCAGCGCCAGGGAUGCGGCCCUGGUUUACCACCGGCUGAGUCAGCUGCAGCUCACAGGCAAACUGCCGCAGCGCAGCGACUGGUGGGCGCUGUCUCUGUCCCUCAGUGCCGUCAACCUCAGCGAGAGUGCCAAAGGGAAGAUGGACCCGGCGCAGCUGGCCAGGAUCUACAUCACCGCAGCCACCGCGCUGCGCUCUGUGCUGGGGCACCACCUCACCUGCCUGCCGGGCUACCUACUCAGCUGCGCCGAGAGCGCCGCCCUGCCGUCAGAGAGCAAGCAAAACCCUGACGGCGCCGACUGGCUCUUCACACCUCUGGGGCGGCAGUUCUUCCUCAGCUGCGAUUGGUCGGUCAAGUGUGAGAACGUGGAAGGCGUGUUCACGUCUCCGAGAGAGUCAGCCGACCCCAUCGCUCAGCUGCAUCGGUGCUUCUGCAGGAAGCUGCUGGAGCGAGCCGUGCACACGCUCAUCCAGCCCCAGAACCACGCAGGAGGUCGAAGGACGGAUUCCGGGGAGUUUUCCAGCGCCUUGGAGUUUCUCCAGCUGUUGAACAGCUGCACGGAGGACUCUCCUCUUCCUCCUCCUUCUUUUUCGACUCCUCCCAGUCAUACCAUCACACCAGUUGGAGACCCAGUGUGUCGCUGGUGGGCUCUGUUCCUGAAGGCUGCCGUCUAUUGGCUGCAGGGUGAUGACCUCACCGUGAGGUCACUGUUGGCUGAAGCCGAUCGCAUGCCAAGAGCCCUGCACGCUCUGGAUCACUCGCUGCCCAAAGCCGUGCUGCUGCUCUGCAAGGCCGUGCAGAUGAGUCUGUGUCCUCUGAAGGGAGAAGGAGCCACGUCCUGCCUGUCUCAUUGUGACCGCGCCAGCAGCUUCCUGCGCGCCGGCAUCUCCGUGCCCGUGGCUCAGUCGGGGAACUGGCUCAACAAGGGCAUGGAGCUGCUGGUCUGCGACCUGCUGCUGACUCUAAGGACCAGUCUGUGGCAGCGAGGGGGCAGCAGUAACGGGGAGCCCAGUCCCACGCCUGGAUCCCAGCUAGCUGGGUUCCAGAGGGACCUGAGCGCUCUGAGGAAGCUGACGCAGUGCUACCGACAGGCGCAGCACAAGGUGUUUCUCCACGAGACUACCGUGAGGCUGAUGGCCGGAGCCAGUCCCACCAGAACCCACCAGCUGCUGGAGCACAACCUGCGGCGCCGGACCAACAGCUCGCACCCGGCCGAGGGCGAGUGCGUACUGGGGGAGAGGGAGCGUGCUCACGCCAUCCUUCUGGCCUGCCGCCACCUGCCCAUGCCCCUGCUGACCCCGCCCGGGCACCGCGCCCGCCUGCUGGCCGAAGCCAAGCGCACCCUGGAGCGGGUGGGAGACCGGCGCUCGCUGCAGGACUGUCAGCAGAUCCUACUGCGCCUGAGCGGCGGCACCACCAUGGCUGCCUCCUGAACACACGCACACGCACACAUGCACACACACACAAACGCACACAGGUUUAGCUUGCUCUGCUCACUGCUGGCGUUUAGGAUGACUCAGCAUUUUUAACCACCGCUGUCACUGACAACAAAACUUUAGAAAAUAAUCAUAUUUUUAUCAUGUAUUGCAAAUAGUUUUAUUGUCCCAGCUCGUAAUUCUCAAGUUAUUUCGUGCUGCGUUCAGGGACUUCCCGAAAUUCCACCUGUAACUGACCGUCAGCUUCGAUUUUUCACUCUGUACUCGCAGUUAUAAUACAAUGGCGCCCCCGUGCGGCCAUGUGGCGGUACUGUGCAGUACAGUCGGAACCGUGAACAAUGUCUUUCUUCGGGGUCCCAGUUGUCAUGGAAACAGAACGCGAAAUUUAAUAGUAGUCGUUCCAAACAAUUUCUAAAGGCAUAAGAACAACUCUGAUGUUUGAAAAUUUUAAUUAUUUUCCACGAAAAUUAGUGCCGGAGUUUGAGAUGUGUCUGAAUUAUCUUUCCUGUUUGCUGGUGUUUGUCGCUCUCACUCCUGCAUCAUCGCUUAUCCUCGCCUGGCUAACCCAGUGAAGGGACCCAAAUUUGGACGUGUGGAGGCAAAGCCCUCAGUCAGAACUGCAGGAGAUUCAAACAGUCAAAAGGUUCCGGUCUCGAGGUCCACGCUUCAGAUUCUGACGUGGCUUUUUUCUCUAAUCUACCUCAAACCACAGAGCGGCGCCGGGUCUGGACGGGCCGAGUUCAGAGGUCGCAGCAGAGCAGAGCAUCUUGCAUUCAUCGCAAUAUCAUUGUACAUAAGUGUAAAUAGGCAGAUUGAGCUGAAAGAGGAAGUGACACGGCAGAGGAAGUCACACUCUCAUGGUCAAAACAUCUGCAGGCCCAGUCUGAGAAUAGAGGCCCAGAAUUCGUAGGAAAAAAGUAGUGCAAUAAAAUCAAUCAAGUUGAAUGAGUUCCAUGAAACUUUACUGACUAAAGGACACAGAAUUCCAUCCUCCAUGUUCCGAAAAAAAAUGUGGGGGAAAAUGUAAUGUUUUCUUUUGUUUGUCGGCGUUAAAAUAUUUGUGAGAAAAAAUAAUUUCUGCACUUAAAUUAAAUUACAUAUUUAAGAAAGAAAAAAGCAGAGUAGUGUAAAGAAAAUGUAAAAGUUAAAAAUACAUUUAAACACAAAAA
Molecule: messenger RNA, 4945 nt
Organism: Synchiropus splendidus (mandarinfish)
Lineage: Eukaryota; Metazoa; Chordata; Actinopteri; Syngnathiformes; Callionymidae
Gene: srebf2
Product: sterol regulatory element binding transcription factor 2
Exons: 19
Coding region: 228-3773 (1181 amino acids)
Biological process (GO): positive regulation of transcription by RNA polymerase II; positive regulation of cholesterol storage
Cellular component (GO): nucleus
Molecular function (GO): RNA polymerase II cis-regulatory region sequence-specific DNA binding; DNA-binding transcription factor activity, RNA polymerase II-specific; protein dimerization activity
Source: RefSeq, a predicted model, not a curated record